Molecule: messenger RNA, 1689 nt
Organism: Lingula anatina
Lineage: Eukaryota; Metazoa; Brachiopoda; Lingulata; Lingulida; Lingulidae
Cellular component (GO): cytosol
Molecular function (GO): oxidoreductase activity; FMN binding
Source: RefSeq, a predicted model, not a curated record
AUGGCUGGCAACAAGUUAAAAGUGGUGCUUUUCCUCGGAAGCGUCCGUGACAACCGUCUGGGCGAACGGGUCGCAACCUUCAUGAAGAAUAUUCUUGUGGAAACUAACCAUGAAGUCGAAAUUAUGGAUCCAAUGAAAACGGAGUUUCCAAUGUUGAAGAAGCCGCUCCACCAUUACCAAGACAAGUCAAAGGCGCCCCAGUUUUUACAGGACUGCAACGCUAAGAUCCAAGCUGCUGACGCCUUUGUAGUUGUAACAGCCGAAUACAACCACAGCAUCCCGCCAGCUUUGUCCAAUAUGAUGGACCAUUUUGGGUCAUCAGGGUACUCGUACAAGCCAAGUGGAAUUGUGUGUUAUUCACCAGGUCAAUACGGUGGAAUGAGAGCUGCCAUGCAACUACGUAGUUUUCUGGGAGAGCUUGGCUGCUUGAGUGUCUCUAAUAUCUUCGGUAUCCCCCAAGUCAUGGAAGCCAUCAGCCCAGAGGGAGAACCACAGAAUGAACACAUGCGUAAGGGGGCACUGCGGCUGUUGGCACAGCUGGACUGGCACGCCCAGGCGAUGAAGAACCACAGGGAAAAAGUUGGGGUACCUUAGUGAAUUUCACAUGUAUGGAGCAAGCAUUGUACUCAUUGCAGACGUACAAUGUGGGAUAGUGCAGAUCUUCAAACAUUAAAAAAAAAAAAAGAAAAGAAUGGAAUGAAAAAAAUUAAUAGAUAAAGUAGAUAAGUAGAUAAAAAUGAAAAAUAUGGAAAUUGAAUUAAUUUUCUUUUUAUCCAUCCAUCCAAAAACAAAUUUGUAAUGUACAAGUUUUCCUGCUCUUACUUUCUAAUGCAACUAAUCAUUGCAAGUAAAAAACAUCAAUCUGUCACACAUAUGGGAAUGACCCAAAAUGAGAAAUGUAGAACAAAAAAAUAAGCUAAAAAUGUCAUUUUCUUCAAUGGAUUUGAAUAUGGCAACCUUGGCAAUGAAGAUUAAAAGGUUAAAAUUUACAGAAAAAUGAACUAUUUGCAAUAUGAGGGAUGGGCAGCCAUUUUGCAAGUAUGGUGAGAUGUCCUUGGUUGACCUUUAGAAAUGAUGAGGACCAUGUAGUCACCCUGUGUUCAGGGUUGGUUUUUAUGGGCACAAAAAUGGCUAGAAGCCACUUCAUCAAAACAGCUUUUAUGUUUUACAGCCAUUUGAAAAAAUGACACAGUCCUGCAUACGUUUAUUAGUAUAUGUAUUUGUUUUAGUAUAGAUACAAUUAAAGAUCAAAUUGCUUUAGAUUUUGCUUACGUACUAACCUAGAGUAAAAUAAUUUUAUUAUAGGUAAAUAGUCAAACCUUCAAUUUUUAGAUUAACGUGUAUAAUUUUUAUUUACUUAAAAAGUAAGAAUUAUAUUAUGAGUCAGUUGCUUUUUUGAGUGGCUCUUUACAUUUCUCAUUUCUGAAUUACUUUUACGUUUUGUUCAUGGUAGUCACAAACAAAAAAGGUAACAGCAAUUUUUUUUUAUUAUUUAAUACAAAGGAUCAAAUUUUGUUAAGUGGAUUAUGAUAAAGCUUUAAGUAAAAGAUAAAGUAUGAGUUUUGGAGCUUUAGAGGAGUUUGUUGGUGAAAUGAUAUUCAAUUUAAAUCACUGUCAUUGCUUUAAGUGCUAUUUUAGAAGUUCAUUUAAAGGGAUAAUAACUCUUCGUAUGAGAUCUAUAUUUCACAA